AUGAAAACUGAAACAGAAAGAUACAAAACUCAAACCUUUGGUUCAAAACCAUGGACCGAGGGGGAAGACCAAACCCUUCUAAACGCUCUCGCUCGUCAUAGUGACGACUGGGAACUCAUAGCCAAGCAAUAUUUCCCAAGAGUGCGCACUCCUGCUGACCUGAUAAGUAGAUAUGAUUGGCUUCUCGCUCUUGACAUAGCCGCAGACGCCCCCCCUUCGUGCGCUAAGUGGAGCGAGAAAGAAACGCAAGCGCUUUGUGCUGCUGUACAAAUACAUGGCCCAGACUGGGGCUACAUUACAAACACUAUAUUCCAAGCACGUCGGACUGAGAACGCUGUACGUAAUAAAUGGUCUAAAAUUUCUUCCAAAAAAUCUGCCCCUCCUAGAAUAAACGCGAGCAAAUGGACCGAAGAGGAGAUCAAAACACUUAUUGUUGCGGUCAGCAGAGUCGGCACAGAUUGGGAUUUAAUAUCGCGCGAGUAUUUUCAUUCAGUACGAGGUCCACAUUCUUUGAUGGAAAGAUGGGAAAAGAUUUUAAAUAAAUUUAAGGUAAAUCUUGAUUGCAAUUUGUUGCAGACAUCUAAAGCGAAGGCCAUUGCACGGAAGCUACUUGAGUGUGUUGGCUAUAGUGAGAUUAAACCACUUUCAGACAACCAAAAAAAGAAGAUUGUAAUGGCAGACAAGUCAAAAGUGACUGAAUCAUCAAUGAAGCCUUCUGCUUCGACGAAAUGGACAGACAACGAUAUCAAGAAACUUCGCGCAGCAGUUAAAAAACAUGGAACAGUGUGGGCCGCAAUUGUCCACGAAUAUUUUCCGUCCAGAACUCCCGAAGCAGUCCGAAAAAGAUGGGAGAUGCUACUCAGAGAACGAAAAAAGGCUAAGGCUGAUAUGACCAGUAAACCUCCGCUGAGAGUGACUAGACAUUCUUGGAAACCAGCCGAGAUCAGAAAAUUACGUGCAGCCGUGGCGAAACACGGUGAAAAUGAAUGGCAACUUAUUUCAACAAAGUAUUUUAACUCUGUGCGAAGUCCAGAGGCGACUAAGCGUAAGUGGCGCGAAGUUCUACAAACAAAUGUAGAUUUGAGCGAUUCUACGGACGGUAGUGUACUGUCCCCAUCCAGUGAUAACGAUACGUCUUCCGACUUCUCGAUCUCUUCGCAGAGACCCUGGACGGAGGCAGACAGUGAGAUACUUCGUGUCGGAGUCGCCCAUGUCGGCACAGAUUGGAAGCGCCUUGCUCAUGACUUCUUUUACAACAACAAGACACCUAACAUCCUUAGUCGUCGAUGGAAUCUGAUUAAGAAUAGGUUUCCAAAGAGAUUAAACAAGGCUGUCCAGACUGAUUCAGUUCGCCCUCGAAGAGCUUCUAUCUCAUCCGAACAGCCCAAGUCUGUCAGUCGCUGGAGGGCUUGGACAGAAGAUGAGAUAAAGAACUUAUACAUAGGGAUCCGCAGAUACGGAAUUGAUUGGGCGAAGAUCGCGGACAAAGUUUUUCAAAAGUCGAGAAGUGCAGGUGCUCUCUAUUGCAAAUGGUCUUCUCUUGAAAAUCCUCCCCCUGCAAAAAAGGCCAAGUCAAUAACAAAGAAGAAGAUAAGCAAGACGGAGCACAUUACAAAGAAGACAACUGACCGAUUAUUGCCGAAAAAACCCUUAAUUGUGGAAGAUCUGUGGACAGAUAUGGAACUAACAAAGUUAAGAGAAGGUGUCCAGAAUUUUAGAGAUGACUGGGAUACUAUUGCCGAAAAUGUCUUUCAAGGAACGCGAUCACCUGAAACUCUAUGCAGUACAUGGAAUGCAUUACAAACUGAUGCUCUGGCUAAGCCAUGGACUGAAGAGGAAAUUGAGAAGUUACGUGCUGGUUUCCAGAAAUAUGAAGCUGAUUGGUCGCGUAUCGCUGAAGAUCACUUUAAUGGUUCGAGGACUCCUGUAGCUGUCAAUCGUUGUUGGGAACUUCUUAGGGAUAAGGGUGUAGUCGCAGGAAGUCCGACUCGCGCUAAUAGAUGGACAGAAGAAGAAAUGAAGUUACUUGUGAAAGUUAGCGAUGAAUGCAAGCAGGACUGGGAGCUGAUUUCGCAAAAAUUUUUCCAAUCAAAGCGCACAUCUGAGGCGCUAAAACGCAAAUACUUUAAUCUGAUGAAAUCAAACGAAGCAGACGAAACGUACCACAUGCCAUGGUCCUCUGAAGAUCACCAAACACUUCUGGAUGCUGUGGAAAAACAUGGGAUAGAUUGGGAAUUUAUCUCUAGACGCUACUUCAAUGGUGCCAGAACCGCCCGUACUCUCAGACGUAGAUACAUUGUGAUUAUGCAAAAGACCAGUCCGGAUGCUGGCGAAGUAUGGUCACUGAAUUUACGAAGUGGUACGAAGCGCUGGUCUUCUGCUGAAACCGAAAAGCUUCAUGAAGCCUUUGCGAUGCAUGGAGACAAAUGGGAUUAUAUCUCACAUAAUUAUUUUUCCUCCAAGAGGUCUGCGGACUAUCUCCGCUUGAAGUGGGAAGAAAUAAAGCCCAAGAUUUCUGGACCUUCAAGUGGACGCAAAUGUGAAAAGAUGCUUGAAACAACGAUCAAAAAAUCCAAUAAGAACGAGAAACGCGUUGAAAAUGGACAGCCAAGCCUUCCAAUUACUGCUCAUACUAGUGGGCAUAGUGGAAAUAAAUGGACAGAAGCUGAAACUCGAAUACUACUCAAGGCGGUUACUCAACACGGUCCCAACUGGCGUACUAUUUCGCGUGAAGUGUUUGGGUCAAAGAGGACAAUUUUUGGUUUGAAGGCAAGAUGGAAACGUAUAUGUCAAGAUCGAUGUAAGAAUGUAACUGUGAAGGAGGAAGGUGAAAAAUGUUCUGAUAAGGAACGUAAACUUGACAAACAAAAAUUACGAGAUAAUUUGCGCUCGACAAUCCGCGGAUAUAACGCGAAGACUCGUUUGAAUCGUCGAGGCGUCAAGCUAGCCAAACGUGUCCGUCGAGUGGGUGAAAAGUGGACUGAGAAAGAGACCGUGAAACUUUGGGAAGCUGUCACGAUUCAUGGGUUGAAAUGGAAGAAAAUUGCACGCGAAUACUUUAAUUGUGAACGCCGACCGGCAGCACUUGAGGGGCGUUGGUAUCGCACCAGAUCGAGAAUGAGGCAAACAGUACCUGUGACAACAACCAUAGGCAGUAAUUUAAAUGUAAUCUUGACUCAGAAGCCUCCUUCAUGGACUGAAGCUGACACCGAGCGGCUUCGCACGGGCGUUAGGAAAUUCGGUAAGAAGUGGCAACUUCUCGCGCAAAAAUGCUUUCCAUCCAGGACACCGUCGUCGCUCGAGAAGCGAUGGAUGCAUAUCCGCGGAGAUGAUCCUCAGGCGGAGGAAGAAGACAUCGAACCGGAUUAUGAUGACGAGGACCUCCCUGUUGAAUCGACCGUAAGUGAAGAAGUAAAUAAUCUGUCAUGCGAUAGUGGAACAGAACUCGAGUUGGUAGAGGAUGAGAUUGAAACUGAGGAAGAAGAUGUCGGAAUGGCAAGCCAUCCAUUAGAAAGUGAGCAAAGAAACCCGCUCUCUGACGGUAAUCAGCAGAGAAGUUCAAUUUGCUAUCGCCCACUCCAAAUGAGCUCAGCAUGUCAAUUGUAA
Paraglomus occultum is the source of this 3606-nucleotide messenger RNA. NCBI's taxonomy places the organism in Eukaryota, Fungi, Glomeromycota, Glomeromycetes, Paraglomerales, Paraglomeraceae. The record is from the annotation of a GenBank genome assembly.